CAGGCGUCUCAAUCAAUUAGUAAACAGGCAUUGUGGGAUAAAGGCGGAAUUGUAGCGAUUUCCGUAUUCCCUGAAUUGGCCUGUUGGGAAGAAAGAAAACAAGGAAGGUGGGGAAAAAAUCCUCGUUUUUGCGUUUUAUCACGAGUCUAUAACAGCCAAGCAAGAGCACCAUGUCACAGUCUGGAGAAAAAGGAAAGUUCCCUGACGCUACAGGAUACGUCGGAUUUGCCAACCUGCCCAAUCAGGUGCACAGGAAGUCUGUCAAGAAGGGAUUUGAGUUUACACUGAUGGUCGUAGGAGAAUCUGGUCUUGGGAAAUCAACCCUUAUUAACAGCCUCUUUCUGACCGACCUCUACCCAGAACGCUACAUACCUGGAGCAGCAGAGAAAAUUGAACGCACAGUUCAGAUCGAAGCAUCCACCGUGGAGAUCGAGGAGAGGGGAGUGAAGCUCCGCCUCACCGUGGUGGACACGCCAGGAUACGGAGACGCCAUCAACAGCCAGGACUGCUUUAAAACAAUCAUCCAGUAUAUUGAUAAUCAGUUUGAGCGAUACCUGCAUGACGAGAGUGGACUGAACCGUAGGCACAUCGUCGACAACAGAGUACACUGCUGCUUUUACUUCAUCUCGCCAUUUGGACAUGGUCUGAAGCCUCUGGAUGUCGAGUUUAUGAAGGCGAUCCACAAUAAAGUCAACAUCGUCCCUGUGAUCGCAAAGGCCGAUACUCUCACACUGAGAGAGAGAGACAGACUCAAGAGACGGAUUUUGGAUGAGAUCAGUGAGCAAGGCAUCCGGAUCUACCAGCUUCCUGACGCUGAUUCGGACGAAGAUGAAGAAUUCAAGGAACAGACGCGUGUCCUCAAGGCCAGCAUCCCGUUUGCCGUGAUCGGCUCAAACCAGCUGAUCGAGGUGAAGGGCAAGAAGAUCCGUGGACGUUUGUACCCGUGGGGUGUGGUGGAGGUGGAGAACCCUGAACACAAUGACUUCCUCAAACUACGCACAAUGCUAGUAACUCACAUGCAGGACCUACAGGAGGUCACUCAAGACCUCCAUUAUGAGAACUUCCGUUCGGAGAGACUAAAGAGAGCCGGCAGAGCGGUUGAGGAGGACGUGCUGGACAAAGAUCAGAUCCUCUUGCAGAAGGAAGCUGAGCUGAUACGCAUGCAGCAGAUGAUCGCUCAGAUGCAAGCGCAGAUGAGAAUGAAACCCGGAGACGACUAAGCACGUGUGUCUAUGAGUGUGUUUUGUGUGUUGUGGGAACAGGAACUGCCAUCUUAAUGGAGGUUUCUUCCUCCCCAAAUCUUCCCCAUUUUUAAACUAUAUUUACUGUUAAACAUUUUAAUGUCAUCUAGAUCAUAUGACCUUUACUACUUUACAGCUCCGCCCAUAUUAAUAACCUCUACACUUUUAAAAACGGUCCAUUAUGAUGUCAUUUUGUCAACGGUCUCUGUCCAAUCAGGGAAAACGCCCUCUUUAAUUUAAUCGCCUAUAGUCAUUCAUGGUCAUUUCAUUGACACAUUUAAUGUUGUACAAUCAGGGUUUGUGGUCCAUUUCUCGACCCUGGAGAUUUCAAAGGCAGUCUGAAUCUUUUUCUGUGGCAAACUCAAUUUUUUUGCUGCUUAUACAGACAUUUUCAUGUAUCUGGAUCGCAUAUGUUUACCAGCUGGAUCCAUUAACACUAUCUAACACAGAUACGGUGCUUUUAUUGUGGGGAAAUGAAUAAAAUUUGCAUUUUAUUUUAUUUGUAUUUGAGUCUAGUCAAGUUUAGAGUCUUACUACAGGUUCAUAACCGUGAAGCAUUCGUGCACAUGAAUUAAUAUCAAAGUUUGGCUGUUUUCUGAGGGUGUGUUUUGAAAAACAAGGCGUCUGUAGUGCUUAGCACUGUGUUUUUCAUGUAGAAAUAUCUGCUGAGACGAAAGUAGCCAGUGCAAUUUUAAAUUAAAGAGUUAAAUGCUCGCAAAUCAUCUUUUCUCGAAAUAUGUUCAAUCUCACAUUUUUAAAACGAGUCUAUAAGGUGAGAGGUUCAAGUCUUUUGUAGGGCAGCGUUUCCCUCUAGUGGACAAUACUGAAUAAUAGAAAGGAGAUAAAAGCUAAAUGAUUAAAAUCGCAACUGGACAAUAUUUCCUCAUUUUGUUUGCAUUGUUUUGUUGAUAAUGUAAUAUCUGAUUAACACCAUUUUGAUUGGUAAAUGUUUCUUAUUUUGAGAGUGUGAAUGGAGUGAUGGUACUUUAUCAUGGAAGCACUCGGUUAGCGUACUUUAUAUCAGAUCCCACUUUGUAUUUUGAUUUUUGAAAUCAUUCACAGAAAUGCCUUAAAAGCUCCACCUUUCCUAGAAACAUUCUGCACACAUUUGUAGGGUUUCUCUGGGUUUUCUGUUGUUUUAUAUGUAGUUUUAUUGCUUUUUUUUUUUUCCCAGCUACUCUUCCAGUACUCCUACUAAACAUGAUAACUACUACAGUGAUAAAAUGUAGUUGGUCUUUAUAUUUCUUGUUUAACAGCUGGAACGCUUAACUUUAUAUGUUUUAAAUAGAUGAACGGUAUUAGCUUUAAGAAAAGGACUAAAAGACCAUCAUUGUACUGAGUUAUUAUGGUCUACUGUAAACACACUGAUUUUGUUUCGUUUAAUUUGUGGUUCAGCCCAGUUAUUUUGACUUGGUUAUCUCCUGUUUUGGCUUUUUAAAAAGAUUAACAGUUUUCAUUUUGUGGUACAGUAACAGUAAUGUUUACUUCAUUUUUAUAUUUACUCAUGUUGAGAAAUAAAAUACAUUUCUGAGUCA
Molecule: messenger RNA, 2776 nt
Organism: Myxocyprinus asiaticus (Chinese sucker)
Lineage: Eukaryota; Metazoa; Chordata; Actinopteri; Cypriniformes; Catostomidae
Product: septin-2-like
Exons: 12
Coding region: 171-1220 (349 amino acids)
Biological process (GO): regulation of exocytosis; cytoskeleton-dependent cytokinesis; cell division
Cellular component (GO): synaptic vesicle; septin complex; septin ring
Molecular function (GO): GTP binding; molecular adaptor activity; GTPase activity
Source: RefSeq, a predicted model, not a curated record